Molecule: messenger RNA, 3997 nt
Organism: Lepisosteus oculatus (spotted gar)
Lineage: Eukaryota; Metazoa; Chordata; Actinopteri; Semionotiformes; Lepisosteidae
Gene: cfap251
Product: cilia and flagella associated protein 251
Cellular component (GO): sperm flagellum
Molecular function (GO): protein binding
Source: RefSeq, a predicted model, not a curated record
CAGGCUUUUUUUUAGAGUUUAAAUAAUUGUGCGCCCUCCUUGAAUAAUUCUGUGAAUUCAUAACUACAUAUAACUGCAAGGUAUUCAUUCCUUUAUCUGUACAAAAUACGGAAAGGAGUUAAGCCGAAUGAGCGGAUAAUUCCACGAUCCUUAACACCUGCGCACUGCUAAGACAAGCUACAUAAUAUCACUCCAGUGUUAGAAAUUAAUCAAAUGGCAUAAAAAAUACUGUUCACGCCAUGUUUUUAAAAUGCGUUUAGUUGUUUACGUUUUUUUCAUUUAAAUGAAUUUCUGUGUGAUGAAUACGAAACGUUGGUGUGAUCAAAUCAGUAGUUUUAAUCGGUAGACUGUCAAAAUCAGCAGCAUUUUUCCAGGUUUGUGUUUGAAACGGGCAGUGUAAAGAAAUAAAGACUUUAGGGCUCGAAACUGUGCAUCGCCAUUUUUCAAGGCGUGUUUUUAGGUACUGGUACUAUAAUGAGCAAAUCCGUCAGUCAUUAAUUAGCACGUUAUUAUAAAUAAAUUACAACAUUGUGAAGUUAAUUUAUUUACAGUUCAGAGGUUUUUCUUCUAAUAAGUUAGCAUAACACAAUUUGAGCUGAUUAAAACCUGUUCAGUGGCAUCCAGUUAACUACAGGAAAGAUACACUUUGUCUUGAACAUGGACUACUGAGACACUGAGAGGAGAUUGGAAGCCAUGUCACUUGCAGAAGGAACUAGGAGCAGCGAGGAAGCAUUAGGAGAGGAAAGCAGGCCUGUACAUAAGCAGCAGCCCGCAGAAACGCAGCCUGCUGAGCUGUGCACAACCACCAUACAAGAACAGGUCGAGCAAGACCCGCAUGGCCCAUCCUCUGGAAAAGAGGGGUUGCGGACAGAGGAAGAGGCACAGAAGAAGGGGGAGCAUGGUGGAAAAGCAGAUCCCAGUGAAGAAGAGGAGCAUGAGCCAGACCCAGGUGUGAGCAACCAGCAGGCCUCCGGACUGUCAGAAUACUCCCAAGUCCACACGGCCACUCCCAGGACUCUGUUUGAAGAAAAAAAUACCCCCGGCAUCAGAUCCCAGCCUUUGAGUUUGGAGUGGGCCUUUGGGAUAAACCAGGACCUUCCUGUGUACAGUCUCCAUGAUGAUGAUGAUAGGCUGGUGAUCCUCUAUGGCUGUGCUCAUGUUGCAGUGAUGUAUAAUCAUACCUUAAAUUCUCAGCAUAUUCUCCAGGGUCACUCCAGUCCCAUUUCGUGUCUGUGUGUCAGUGAGGACAGAAGGUGGGUGGCCACAGCUGACAGAGGUCCAGAGAGUUUGGUGAUCAUAUGGGACUCAUACUCUGGGAUUCCAGUGCAGACCCUUUUUGACUCACACCCAGAUGGGGGUGUAGUAGCUAUGGCCUUGACUAAGGAUUCAAAGUAUUUGGUUACGAUUGGAGCAGAAGCAGUUCAGAGAGUCUGUAUCUGGGACUGGACCAGUGAGGUGGAAGGUCCUGUCUGUGCAGCAAACCUGAGUCCAGAAUUUGGGUUGCAGAAUCACAUCAUUUUUAAUCCAAAUGACUGCACUCAGAUCGCCAGCAACAGUGGAAGUCAAGUUGUAUUUUAUUCCUGGGACAAUGACAAACUGAAAUACACAGUCCCGCAGCUCACAGAUAAGACGUUCAACAAGACUGUGGGAUCCUUCAGUCACUCUGUCUUCCAUUCUGGACCCUCCCUUGCAUUCACAGCGACCUCCGCUGGCAAUCUGGUGGUCUGGGACACAAUUCGCACUCCAGUACUCCUCCAGCCCCAUAACAAAAGAGCUGUCAAACUUAUUCAUCUGCAAAAGGAUGGCAUUACAGUGCUGACUGUGACAGACAGCCUCCUAGUGACAGGUGACACAAGAGGCCAUGUGAAGUUUUAUGAUGAAAACAUCCAGAUGAUUAACUGGUAUAGUCACUUCAAUCUGAGUCCAGUCAGGUCCAUUUCCUUUACAAAAGAGCUUCCAUCUCCAGCCAGAAACACCUCAGGGUAUCCAGAAGAUUGCACUCUUGAGGCCAAGCACUUUGCUGUGAGGAAUUUUGUGAUCUCCACUACCAAUGCAACUGUGGUUCACAUAACCGCUGAGGGAAGCAAGCUAGAGACAUUGGUGCAGGAGCACUUUGAGGCUGUGCACGCUGUAGCAUGCCAUCCAGGCCGGCCCCUUGUCUCCAUGGCAAGCAACUGUGGAAUCCUCAAGGUGUGGGACUAUCAGUCCAAGACGUGUAUCUGCAGCAGAAUCUUUGAGACUGAAAAACAUAUCCAGUGCAUGAUGUAUGAUCCUCAAGGAUUUUAUUUAGGAGUUGGUUUUGAUAAUGGGAGUGUUUAUGUGCUUGAUGGUCUGACCUUGGAAAACGAAUGUGAGCCCUUCAGAUACGCCAGGGCGAGUAUAACCCACAUCGCCUUCUCCAGAGACUCCCAGUUCCUCGCCACUGCUGAUGCAGGGUUAACUGUGACAGUGUUCAGACUCUCCUCUAACAAUGGCAGGAAGACGUGGAAGUACCUGGGGAGGCACCACUCCCACUAUAAACACAUUCAGGACCUCGUGUUCGGAGUCCACCUUGACAGCAGUCAGCCUCGGCUGCUGUCUCUUGGAAUGGAUAGAGUGCUGGUAGAGUAUGAUCUAAACAGUAAGGAGGAUGACCUGAGGCUCCUGAGCACAGACUGCAUCGAACAGAGUGCCGUCCCCAAGUGCAUGGCCUGGUACCCCCCCAUCACCAAGGAGAAUUUCAUCCUCACCGCCAAUGACCAGUACAAGAUGAAGCUCUUUAACUGCACCACCAAAAUGUGCAGAAAGACACUUCUUGGGCCAACAUAUGGGUCUCCAAUUGAGAAGAUUGCCAUUCUACCUGUGUCAAGUGGUGGAGACCCAAGUGCUCGCUAUCUCAGUUACAUUACAAAAGACAAGGUUGGCCUGCAGAUCUUGCCAUUAGAUGGAAAUCCCCAUAAAUCUUCUGCCCUCAUCUGUCACCCACUGGGUGUCUCUAGCUUUGCAUGCUCCUGUGAUGGCCAGCGAAUUUUCACUGCAGGGGGCAGUGAUCGCACAGUGUUCACCUGGGAAAUCAACCUGAAUGCUCUCGAGGCAGCAGCGUCUCUUGGAGGACAGGACCUCAUUCCCUUUUACAGUGUUCUUGAAGGUGGGAGAGAUGGGGAGCUUUUUAGGGAACUGGAAGACUAUUUUUACUAUUGCCAGCUGCGCAAUCAAGGAAUUGACACCAUGGAGACCCGACAGGUGUCUACAAGAAUCCCCCUGGCAGAGAUCCCUUUUGUCAUGCGGGCAUUGGGAUUCUACCCCUCUGAGCAGGAGCUUGAAGAUAUGCUGAAUGAGGUCAAAUUCAGCCAGUAUGUAGAUACAGGAAAGUAUGUGACCGACAUUGAUUUGGCAGAUUUUAUAAAACUGUAUGUAAACCAUCGCCCAGCAUUUGGGAUAUCUAUGAAUGAACUGAGGCACGCUUUUCAAGUUCUGGGUUAUGAAAAUGAGAAUGGGGAGAGAACACUGAACAGGGGAGAGCUACUGCAGCUGCUGCAGGCCAGAGGUGAGCACAUGACUGAAGAGGAGCUAGCCGAGUACUUCUCCACCUUGAUGGGGCUAAAUCCUGAAGGGGGGAGGUUGGAACUGGGAAGCUUUGAUUCUACAGGUUCGGAGUCUCUGCUGGAAAGUGUGAUUCCUGAAGAAAUCACGAUAGACACCUUGACAUCUGACAUACUGGGUUUUCCAGUUUUUGUCCAGGAAACUGCAUCUUCUGAAGAGGGUCAGACAGACCGAGAGUCUGCGUUGUCCUAGGCUGUGAUGCUUCCCACCACUCGUCGAUGGAGCUGCCAACCUGUAGCUGCAGCGUCUGAAAUGUGUUCCGAAGUUGCUUUCACCUUCAACACUUUGUCAGUAAAAUUCGCAUUUUUUUUUUGCUCUCUUUAGUAUUUGAACAUUUUUACAGUUAAGAAGCUGGAGUGGCUUACCGCAGAUUCUAAAUCUUAACUUUUGUUUUAAAUAAAAUAUUUUACCUAGA